Zalophus californianus (California sea lion) is the source of this 1824-nucleotide messenger RNA. It is a transcript of the gene RPS6KB2, whose product is annotated as ribosomal protein S6 kinase B2. The record is from RefSeq and is a predicted model, not a curated record. Gene Ontology annotation, biological process: signal transduction; protein phosphorylation. Gene Ontology annotation, molecular function: ATP binding; protein serine/threonine kinase activity. The transcript has 15 exons. Lineage: Eukaryota; Metazoa; Chordata; Mammalia; Carnivora; Otariidae. The coding region runs from base 63 to 1589 and encodes 508 amino acids.
CCGGGCUGUCAGUCUGAGCGCGGCCAAGCACGGGCCGAAGGGCCCGCCGGGCCGGCGCCGCUAUGGCGGCCGUGUUUGACCUGGACCUGGAGACGGAGGAAGGCAGCGAGGGCGAGCCAGAGUUGAGCCCCUCGGACGUGUGUCCCCUUGCCGAGUCGAGGGCGGCUGGCCUGGAGCCUGUGGGACACUGUGAGGAGGUGGAGCUGACUGAGACCAGUGUGAAUUUGGGCCCUGAGCGCAUCGGACCCCACUGCUUUGAGCUGCUGCGUGUGCUGGGCAAGGGGGGCUAUGGCAAGGUGUUCCAAGUGCGAAAGGUUCAGGGCACCAACUUGGGCAAAAUAUAUGCCAUGAAAGUCCUGAGGAAGGCCAAAAUUGUGCGCAACGCCAAGGACACAGCACACACGCGGGCUGAACGGAACAUUCUAGAGUCAGUGAAGCACCCCUUCAUUGUGGAACUGGCCUAUGCCUUCCAGACUGGUGGCAAACUCUACCUCAUCCUCGAGUGUCUCAGUGGCGGUGAGCUCUUCACGCAUCUGGAGCGAGAGGGCAUCUUCCUGGAAGACACGGCCUGUUUCUACCUGGCAGAGAUCACACUGGCCCUGGGCCAUCUCCACUCCCAAGGCAUCAUCUACCGGGACCUCAAACCUGAGAACAUCAUGCUCAACAGCCAGGGCCACAUCAAACUGACAGACUUUGGACUCUGCAAGGAGUCGAUCCAUGAGGGCGCCGUCACCCAUACUUUCUGUGGCACCAUUGAGUACAUGGCCCCUGAGAUUCUGGUACGCAGUGGCCACAACCGGGCGGUGGACUGGUGGAGCCUGGGGGCCCUGAUGUAUGACAUGCUCACUGGAUCGCCACCCUUCACUGCAGAGAACCGGAAGAAAACCAUGGACAAGAUCAUCAAAGGGAAGCUGACGCUGCCCCCCUACCUCACCCCGGAUGCCCGGGACCUUGUCAAAAAGGCCAGUCCGCAGGAACAUGGAGGAACACACAGUCAAUGCCUCUCCCCCAGACAGACCCUCACCCUCUGCCCUUGUCUGCAGUUUCUGAAGCGGAAUCCCAGCCAACGGAUCGGGGGUGGCCUUGGGGAUGCUGCUGAUGUGCAGAGGCACCCCUUCUUCCGGCACAUUAUUUGGGACGACCUCCUGGCUCGCCGCAUCGACCCCCCUUUCAGGCCCUCUCUGCAGUCAGAGGAGGAUGUGAGCCAGUUUGACACCCACUUCACGCGGCAGACGCCAGUGGACAGUCCCGAUGAUACGGCCCUCAGUGAGAGCGCCAACCAGGCCUUCCUGGGCUUCACAUAUGUGGCACCCUCCGUCCUGGACAGCAUCAAGGAGGGCUUCUCCUUCCAGCCCAAGCUGCGCUCCCCCAGGCGCCUCAACAGCAGUCCCCGGACCCCGGUCAGCCCCCUGAAGUUCUCGCCCUUCGAGGGAUUCCGGCCCAGCUCUGGCCCACUGGAGCCCAUGGAGCCCCCUCUACCUCCUCUCCUGCCGCCACCGCCACCACCCUCGAGCACUGCCCCCCUCCCCAUCCGACCCCCCUCGGGGACCAAGAAGUCUAAGAGGGGCCGUGGGCGCCCAGGGCGCUAGGAGGAUGGGCAGCCGUGAGGGCAAGUGGGGCCCUGGGCCAGUUCCAGGGACCUGGAGGUGUGUCUGGGGUACAGGAGUGAGUGCGUGCGAGAGCGGGUCUCGGUUGGGGUGGCUGUGCCCCUGAACCAUGUUCGUGAAGGGCCACAGGCUCUGGCUGUCAGGGGAGUGGCCUCGCCACCCAGCUGGCCUGCAGUUGAGCUGUGCCCUUGGAGAAUUAAAAUACUGAAUCAUGGCA